AAAAAGUACAGCAACGACCACGAAUGGAUUGAAGUCUCCCAGGACGGAAAGACCGGCACCGUCGGCAUUACCCACUACGCCGCCAAAUCUCUCGGUGACGUCGUCUACGUCGAGCUGCCCUCUCCCGACAUGGACGUCAACGUAGGCGACUCCAUUGGUGCCGUCGAGUCCGUCAAGUCCGCGUCCGACAUCAUGACGCCCGUAUCGGGCGUUGUGGUCGAGGCCAACAACGCGCUCGAGGAAUCUCCCGCAACUAUCAACAAGAGCCCCGAGGACGAGGGCUGGAUCGCCAAGAUCCAACUCACAGAGAAGGCGGAGGAGGAGAUCAAGGAUCUCUUGAAUGCUGAGGAAUACCUCAAGUUUAUCGAGGAGUAA
Messenger RNA from Xylona heveae TC161, 375 nucleotides. Its product is annotated as glycine cleavage system H protein. Lineage: Eukaryota; Fungi; Ascomycota; Xylonomycetes; Xylonales; Xylonaceae. The annotation marks the transcript as partial. The transcript is spliced from 2 exons. Gene Ontology annotation, biological process: protein lipoylation; glycine decarboxylation via glycine cleavage system. Gene Ontology annotation, cellular component: glycine cleavage complex; mitochondrion; cytoplasm. The record is from RefSeq and is a predicted model, not a curated record.